GUGAAAAUGUCAUACAUCGAGAUAUAUAACGAAAACAUCCGUGACUUGCUCAAUCCGAGUGCAGGACCUUUGGAACUUCGAGAUGAAGGGAGUAGUGGGGCGCCCGUGGUGGCAGGAUUGAGUGAAGUGUGCGCUAAGAGUGCGGGCCACGUGGCCGAGUUGCUGGCCCGUGGAGACAGGGCACGCAUCGCCGAACCGACGCAGGCCAAUCAACAUUCAUCGAGAGGUCAUGCGUUACUGAGCGUUACAGUUAGUAAGCAAGAGGGCGGAUGUACGCAGCGGGGCCGAUUGUUUCUAAUUGACCUGGCGGGGUCGGAGCGGGCGGGUCUUCGCGCGCGAAGGUUAGAGGGCGCUCAUAUCAACCGCUCGCUCCUAGCGCUUGGCAACUGCAUUAUGGCACUUUCAGGUGGAGCAAGAUACGUGAACUACCGCGACUCAAAGCUGACGCGUCUGCUGCGCGAGGUGCUGGGCGGGCGCUGCCGCACGGCGAUGGUGGCGCACGUGGCGCCCGGCGCGGCGCACCGUGACACCACGCGCUCCACGCUGCACUACGCGCAACGGGCCUCUGUCAUUACUAAUAGGAUUGAACGGGACGUAGUAGAGACACCCAUGCAGCUGUCACAAUAUCGGUCGGUUAUCAAUGAUUUGCGAGAAGAAAUCGCAAGACUGAAACUGAAGAUGAAAGAUUCGAGGUCACGAGAAGAUCUUCGAGCAGUUGAAGAUGAAAUGGACGAGAAGCAACCCGAGAACGCAGAACAUCUGAAAACGCUCCGAGAAGCUAUAGUGUCGACCUUCAAGCAGCAGAUGAGGCUACGACGUCGCUUGAUGGAGCUAGACAGCCAUCUCCUAGGACUCGCACUCGAUGCUGAGAGACAACACGCUGCCAUCUCACACUGGGAAGCGCGCUUCAACCGCCUCUAUAAACCAAUCAAUUUGAGCGGGUCCAGACUUAGCACGCAACAGAGUUACAGGGGCGGUACUGGCAGCACGGGUAGCUCGCUCAGCGGAGGGGAACGCGCGGAGGCAGAGGUAGCGGUAGAGCAAGCGUGGGCCGAGCUGGCGGCCGUGGAGCGCGAGCAGGAGACGGCGCGGCGCGAGCGCGAGCGUGUCGAGCGGCAUCUGCACCAGGUGCGCCUGCGCGGCGCGCAGCUCGAACAGGAGUUACCAGCUCACAUAAGUAGCGGUCCGGAGCGAGAGGUGUUGGCGCUGGUUUGCCGCGUGCACGAACUGGAGGCGGACAAGCUGGCGCUGCAGGGUGAGCGAGCGGCGCGUGCGCACGAGCUGCGCCGCCGCGACCUUGCGCUACAGCGCCGCGACGCGCAGCGGCGACUCUCCGACGAGAUCAUCACGCGACAGCGCAGGGCGCUCGACGAAUUGGGCGUUGGCAUGCCGUCGGAGCUGGCGCAGUUGUAUGAACUCUACCAACAAGAGAUCCACGCGUCCACAUAUACAGAAAACAAUGACAUCUACACGCCGCCCUACCGGCUACCGCCUAUUUCAUCCAGUAUGUCUGAACUGACAUGGUCGGAAAGUUCGAGCGGUUCGGGUCGCGGGUCUAGCUCCGGCUCGGGCGGGACUUUGACGCUGGACCAACAUCUACCGCGACUCGCGCCUCUACCGCGCCCGCGCACCAGGUAUAGCCAAGCCAGUGCUACACUGAAGAGAUAUGCGAGCGAUGACAGUUUGGUGAUGGCGGCACCGCGUCGAGGCGGAGACGCCACUACUUGAACGCAAAUAGAAUGCAGUUCGGAUACAAAAUAUAUUUCCCACACUUGGUCCUGCAUCCCCGCAGGUUAGUAUUUGCGUGAUUAGAAUUCCGGGACGAAUAGACAGUCUUUAAUAGUCAUAAUAGGUCUGUUUCAUUCGUUUGAUUUUGUACAUCAAAUAUUAAGUAACAGAAAACACAUCCGAGAAGAAUUUGUAAGACCAGCAUUAAAAUUGAUUCAAAAGUGAGACAGUAAUUCCUAUUUCGAAUAUUGCAAUGGACGGAAAUAGACUCAGAAUUCGGUAAUCUUGAUAUUUUUUUCUUGGCCGCAUUUUUAUAUCCGUUGACGUCACACACUAUUUACCCUUACACAGUUACCCUUUCCAUAUUAUUUGAAAGGAUUGUAACUUGUAAUUUAAUUUGGAUGGUUACACAAAUUUCUGACGAAAGUAAAAAAAGAUAUACUGUCAACUACCCUAUUAGAUUUUUCUGAGAAUCCUCCAUUUUUCUGAGAAUUAUGUAAUCUUUCCUUGUUUUGUGAGGCGUGGGAUGUAAAAUCUUAAUUAAAAUAUACUCACCUCUUUCAAGCCAUGCCAAUGCAAAAUGGUUACCAGAUAAUAUAAAUUUAAUAUAUUUAAAUCAAGUUUAAUUUCAGUGUAAUUUGUAGCGACUUUUUAUUUGUGUGAUUAAAUAUAUUUGGAGUUCCUAACAUA
Molecule: messenger RNA, 2418 nt
Organism: Manduca sexta (tobacco hornworm)
Lineage: Eukaryota; Metazoa; Arthropoda; Insecta; Lepidoptera; Sphingidae
Product: kinesin-like protein KIF19
Biological process (GO): microtubule-based movement
Molecular function (GO): microtubule binding; microtubule motor activity; ATP binding
Source: RefSeq, a predicted model, not a curated record